Colletotrichum orchidophilum is the source of this 1587-nucleotide messenger RNA. Its product is annotated as major facilitator superfamily transporter. Gene Ontology annotation, molecular function: transmembrane transporter activity. Gene Ontology annotation, biological process: transmembrane transport. NCBI's taxonomy places the organism in Eukaryota, Fungi, Ascomycota, Sordariomycetes, Glomerellales, Glomerellaceae. The transcript is spliced from 13 exons. Gene Ontology annotation, cellular component: membrane. The coding region runs from base 1 to 1587 and encodes 528 amino acids. The record is from RefSeq and is a predicted model, not a curated record.
AUGGGAGUUCCAGAGCAAAGUCUCAAACCGGUUGUGGCUGAAGUGCCUCCGGUCCAACAAACAGGCAAUGACUCCGGAUCUGAAGGUGCUAUUACCCCGGUCGCGAGCAAUCCAAAGGACGACAUUGAUCCCAAGGAGGAGAGAGCUUUUCUUUGGCGCCUGGACUUGUUCUUCUUGACAAUCGGUUUCUUGGGCUACAUGUUUAAAUACAUUGACCAGACAAAUAUUAGCAAUGCGUACGUUUCAGGGAUGAAGGAGGACCUUCAUCUUGUCGGAAACGAGCUUAACUACUUUACGACAUUCUUCAACAUCGGGUACAUGAUUAUGCUGUACCCAUCGUGUAUCAUCAUCUCCCACUUUGGCCCCUCGAGGUGGCUGCCGGCAUGCGAACUCAUCUGGGGUGUUCUCACCUGCUGCCUUUCACUUGUCACCAGCGCGAAGCAGGUCUACGGCCUACGCUUCCUCAUUGGUUUCUUUGAGGGCACCGCUUGGCCUGGCUACUUCACUCUCAUCAGCCAGUGGUACAUGCCUCAUGAGGUAGCUCUCCGUAUGAGUCUUUACAACAUUGCUCAACCGGCCGGGGCAAUGCUGUCUGGUGCGAUGCAAGGGGCGCUUUCAACCAACUUUGAGGGUCUCCAUGGACGUUCUGGCUGGCGCUGGGCGUUCAUUAUCAACGGUGUUUGCACCAUAGCAGUAGCUCUCGCUGCCUUUUUCAUUCUCCCCGGCUAUCCCGAACGUCCGAAUCCCCUCGCAAAGUUCUACUUGAAGCCGAAGCAUAUCGAGAUAGCCCUAGCCCGUGCUCGUAGGGUGGGCCGAAAGCCUCAAAUUGGCAUCACGAUCAAGUCGUUCUUGCGAUGCUUCAGCUUUUGGCAACUGUGGGCAUUUGCUAUCGCGUGGCCCAUUGGCGGUAACUCUACGCCAGCAAAUUACUUCAACCUGUGGCUCAAGUCUUUGAAGAACGCAGAUGGAUCAGUCAAAUACUCCGUAGCCAUGCUCAACUAUUUGCCGAUCAUUGGACAGGCAGUCCAGCUCGUGGCAGAGCUACUAUUCAGUGGCCUGAGUGACUACUUUGGUGUUCGACUGCCAUUCUUACUUCUUCACUCGGUCAUCAACAUCAUUUCGCAGGUCAUUCUCAUCGUGCGACCCAGCAACCAACAAACCUACAUGGCUGGUUGGUACAUGAACUACGUCGGAGCCGUCUCCACGAUGCUACUGUGCUCUUGGGCGUCAGCGCACCUCCAAGGCGAGCCCGAGGUGCGCACCGUCCUAUUCGCCAGCGGGACUGUUCUCGCUUAUAUCAUGAGCGCCUUCAUUCCCAUUGCCGCGUUCCCGGCAUCUGAGGCCCCGCAUUGGCGCAUCGGUGCCAAGUUGUACCUCGCCUUUGCCUUGGUUUCCACUGCGAUUUUCGUUGGAAUCCACUUUGCUUUCAAGUGGGAGGAGAAGAAGAAGGCGAAGCAAGCAGUCAAGGAGGACCCGACAGGUGAGCCGGACAACGCGAAUUCGGGUGUCAAGUCUGUGACGUACGGAGGACCCGACAGCGCCAUUGCUGGCAAAGAGUCACUAGGAAAGUUUCAAGACAAACCCUGA